AUGGGCGUCAUGAACAUCAUCGUCUCCGUUCUGGCUUUUGCCGCCGCCGGCGCCAUGGCCAUGCCUGCCCCCCAAGACGAGACUACGACGACGACCACCGCUACGGCCACAGCCACCGAGACUUCCACUGCCACCGCCACCACCACGACUACGCCAGGCGGCUACGGCUCGUACGGAGACUAUGGAGACUACGGCAGUUAUGGCUCCUACAGCGAGGAGGUUGAGGCCGCUGAGUAG
Molecule: messenger RNA, 237 nt
Organism: Diplodia corticola
Lineage: Eukaryota; Fungi; Ascomycota; Dothideomycetes; Botryosphaeriales; Botryosphaeriaceae
Exons: 2
Coding region: 1-237 (78 amino acids)
Source: RefSeq, a predicted model, not a curated record